Molecule: messenger RNA, 246 nt
Organism: Strongylus vulgaris
Lineage: Eukaryota; Metazoa; Nematoda; Chromadorea; Rhabditida; Strongylidae
Source: the annotation of a GenBank genome assembly
AUGUAUUCUGUUUUGGAACACGCAUUCAGGCAACGAGAAGGAGAUGAGCAAAGAACGUUCCUCGCCCUUCGGCCAUUGGUAGCGCCGAUUAAGUGCUCCAUUCUACCCAUAUCAGCUAAUGAGCGCCUGAAUCCAAUCAUUGAAGCAGCACGAGAAGAACUGGCUCGUUUCGACCUCACCUAUCGUGUGGUUGGUUUUUUGUCUUAUACUGUACUUAUGCGCAGUGACAGUAUGUGUUACUUUUGA